AUGGCGGCCGCGGCCAGCACCGCCGCGUCCAUGCUCCAGAUGGUGACCCCGACCAAUGACGCGUGUCACUCCUCGCCGCCGGCUUCCUUCGCCGAGGACUACCACUGGUAUUCCUCCCAGCAGCCGCAGCAGCCGCCGCAGCACUGGCAGCAGCAUGCCUGGCCCUCGACAACGGCCUACUCUUCUUCGGGCUUGCUCCCGGUCACACCGCCCUGUCACUCGACGGCCGACCCGAUGGGAGGCGGCGGGGGGGCUGCCUUUGAUCGGCUUUCCCCGCGGUCCCUCUCUCCUGGUGGGGGUGGCCCCCUGCCGCCGAGCUUCGCCACCGGUUGCUAUGAUGGUGCCCAUGACGGCGGCGGCUUUGCCCCUGCCAUGAUGGGCAUCAAGGCCGCCUACCAUCACCACCGGCGGGCCGGCACCGACGGUGGCCUUUCCCCCCCCGGUGCGAGGGGGGCCUCCUCCUCGUAUGAUGGCGGCACGGCUGCCGGUGGUGCUGGCGGCGGCGAUCCCCGGGUGCAGAUUGGCUUCCCCCUGGACCGGCAUCUGGCCCCGGAGCAGCCACACCCGCCGCCGCCGCCGCAGCAGCAGCAGCAGCAGCAGCACUACCCCCCCCACCGCCAUUAUCCCCCAUAUGGCGCGGAGAGUGACCGCCAGCACACCGAGUACUACCACUCGGCUUGUGCGGCGGCCGGCGAUGUGCCGAUGCUCUCGCGGGCCCCGUCGGCUGCCGGCUCGGUCAAUGUCUCGGUGGUCGGGUCCCCGGUGGCUGCGGUGGUGGACAUCCCCGGCCCGCCCCCUGCCUUUGCGAGUGGCUAUUCGCCCCUGUCCGGCGGCGAGGCCUGCUCCUCCUCUGCCCUCGAGGUGAUGGUGGCCUUUCCCCCGACGGCGUCCGCCCCCGCCGGGGCCGCUGCUCCUGCCUCGGCAUCCCAUGCUGUCGCCGGCGGCUCCCGUCCCUUGCCAUCGUCCGAGCAGCGGCACCGGCACCAUCAUGACCCUUAUGUCCAUCACCACCAGCAGCAGCAGCAGCAGCAGCAAUACCCGGGCCAUUGCUCAUCCCCGGCCAUUGUCAUCCGGGAGGCGGCCCCCCCGUCACAGCGGGCGGAGCUGGUCUCCUUUGCUGUCGGACCGGCGGCCGGGCCGUCCGCUGGCGCCCAUGUCCCUGCCUCCGGGGGCGCCGACUUCUGCCAUGCUCCUCCUCAGCAGCAGCCCACGUCGCGCCCUUCUAGUAGACCCCAUCACCUGCACCAUCUUCAUCGUGGUCAUCCGGAUGAUGGGCACUAUUCUUGGCAGCACCCGCACCCGCACCCGCACCCGCACUUCCAGCAUCACCAGCAGCCGGGCAUGCAUGCGCUUGCUCCACAGUCGGCCAGCGGUGGUGCCGGCGGCGGCGGCGGCGGCGGCGGCCACUGCCGCCAGCUGAGUGGCCAGCCCUUCUUCCCGCCCACCGGCGCGGGUGCCGUCCUGCGGUCUCUUCCUCUGGCCCCCUCCCAGCCUUCGUAA
This is a messenger RNA of Fonticula alba, 1500 nucleotides long. RefSeq lists its product as hypothetical. The record is from RefSeq and is a predicted model, not a curated record. NCBI's taxonomy places the organism in Eukaryota, Rotosphaerida, Fonticulaceae. The coding region runs from base 1 to 1500 and encodes 499 amino acids. The transcript has a single exon.